This is a messenger RNA of Dunckerocampus dactyliophorus (ringed pipefish), 7250 nucleotides long. Its product is annotated as diacylglycerol kinase delta-like. The coding region runs from base 1577 to 4885 and encodes 1102 amino acids. The transcript has 29 exons. Gene Ontology annotation, biological process: intracellular signal transduction; lipid phosphorylation; diacylglycerol metabolic process. Gene Ontology annotation, molecular function: protein homodimerization activity; ATP-dependent diacylglycerol kinase activity; protein heterodimerization activity. The record is from RefSeq and is a predicted model, not a curated record. NCBI's taxonomy places the organism in Eukaryota, Metazoa, Chordata, Actinopteri, Syngnathiformes, Syngnathidae.
GUCACUUUCCAUUCACUUUCUAGUCACUAGUCUAGUCAAUCCAGCUACUCUCUAAUCACUCUUUUGUAACUAGUACAGUCAGUCUAGUCACAAAGAAUAAAGAACAUACAGCUUCACUGUGAGUCUUGUCACUAUUCAGCCACCAAUCUAGUCAGUCUAGUCACAUUCUAGUCAUCUUCUGGUCCAGGGGUGUCCAAAGUGUGUCCCGGGGGCCAUUUGCGGCCCGCAGCACAUUGUAGAAGUAAAUAUAACCUCCCUGCAAACAUCUGAAAAAAAAAAGAAGGGAUGACUGGUAAUUUUAUGAGGAAUUAUGACAUCAUACCGAUAAAUCUGACAAUAUUAAAAAAUAGCUAGAUUAAAAAAAAAAAAAUGAGGCAAGAUUACCCCUACUGUGCUGCGCUCCUUUUCUGUGACAUGCUGCAAACGGCCUGUCGUAACUUCCCCUGAGCUCACUUGUAAAACAAACUGCUAUCGAUCACGUGGGACUUAACUGUUUCACAGGAAGAUAUUUUGCCAAAUGCUCUGCAAACAUUCAACGAUGUGGGGGGAAAAAACCCCGUUGAGCUUCAACACAAUAAACCUUGUCAGCUACCUGAAACGCCAGCAUUGCUACGAAGCCCGGGGAUUGUUCCUAUCGCCGUAGCGUUUGAAAAGUGCAAAAACAUGUGCCGACCUGACGAAUAGUUUGAGACGACCCGAGGGCCAAAGCAAUCUGUGAUUUCAUCAUGAAAAUGAUGGUGCUGGACGAUCAGCCCUUGACCAUUGUUGAAAAUAUCAAAUUUUGUCGCUUAGUAACCCCCUUAGAGCCACAGUGUGUACUUCUGAGCAGUCUCUGUUUUUUUAAAAAUGUUUUGUUAAUAGUGGCAACUGGUCAUGUCAUGAUAUUUGGUAAGGACAAAUCUACAUGUAUAGUUUGUCAAAUCCAACUUUGUUUGAGUUGUUCUUACCUCCAGGUGUGAACAUAGUACAGUUAAAUAAAAAAAAAAUCGGAAUAAAAAGUUAUCAGUAUGUGCUUGAAAAAAAAAAAACAUUGUGCAUCCCAAAAAAGGCACAGUGUAAAGAGAAACAGCUGAAAUGUUGAUACUAACACCUCAUAACACAUAUAUUAAAAAUGAUCAAGCUUAACUCUUUUAGCAAAAUGAAAAAAAAAAUUACAAAUACAAAAGUGGCCCCCCACAUAAUUAGAUUUUUUUUUGUAUGCGGCCGUUGCUGAGAAAACUGUAAAUACACACAUGCACACACAUACCUACACAUUUAAAUACACACGUAAGAAAACAGUGUUUGCUGCCCCCUCCUUAUGGCAGUUACCAUGACAAUAGACAGGAAGUAGGCAUGACUCAUACAAGAUAUGUGGGAGGGGUAGAAUGACAGACACUUUUUGCGGAAUAGGCUAGAUCACUGUUGGACCUGAACCACUUAGGACCAGGUCUCUGGGAAUUGAACAUUUUGGGACCGGCUCUCCUGUGGGACUUGUGUUGGGUUUGUUUAGAGAUGAUCAUCUAAACAUUUGGAUUGUCCUUGUUUGGUGAUCACCCCCUGCAGGCGUCUCAUCCUGUGCGCAGACAACAGGAAGGAGAUGGAGGAGUGGAUGGCGGCUCUGCGGAGUGUUCAAAACAGACAAAACUAUGAGUCCACCCAGUAUAGCAUGGACCACUUCAGUGGGAUGCACAACUGGUACGCCUGCUCCCACGCCCGACCCACGUACUGCAACGUGUGCAGAGAGGCCCUGUCUGGAGUGACGUCACACGGACUUUCCUGUGAAGUGUGUAAAUUCAAGGCUCAUAAGCGUUGUGCCGUUCGAGCCACCAACAACUGUAAAUGGACGACGCUGGCAUCCAUCGGAAAGGACAUCAUCGAGGAUGAGGAUGGGGUGUGGAUGCCUCAUCAGUGGCUUGAAGGGAAUCUUCCGGUCUCGGCCAAGUGUAGCGUUUGCGACAAAACCUGCGGAAGUGUCCUCCGGCUCCAGGACUGGCGUUGUCUCUGGUGCAAGACCAUGGUGCACUCCAGCUGUAAGGAGCAGCUGUCCUCCAAGUGUCCCCUGGGCCAGUGUAAAGUGUCCGUCAUCCCGCCCACGGCUCUCAACAGCAUCGACUCUGAUGGUUUCUGGAAAGCAUCGUGUCCCCCAUCCUGCACGAGUCCUCUGCUGGUCUUCGUCAACUCCAAAAGUGGAGACAACCAGGGUGUGAAGUUCCUGCGCCGCUUCAAGCAGUUGCUCAACCCCGCCCAGGUCUUUGACUUGAUGAAUGGAGGACCACACCUGGGUCUGCGCCUCUUCCAGAAGUUUGACACCUUCAGGAUCCUGGUCUGCGGAGGGGAUGGCAGCGUGGGCUGGGUUCUGUCCGAGAUCGAUGCCCUCAUGCUGCACAAGCAGUGUCAGCUGGGGGUUCUCCCCCUGGGAACCGGCAACGAUCUGGCCCGGGUUCUGGGAUGGGGGUCCGCCUGUGACGACGACACCCAACUACCUCAAAUACUGGAGAAACUGGAGCGGGCAAGCACCAAGAUGUUAGACAGGUGGAGCAUCAUGGUUUACGAGACCAAGUUUCCACGACAGCACUCCACCUCCACGGUCACCGAGGACUGCAGUGAGGACUCUGAGGUGCAGCAGAUUCUCACCUAUGAAGAUUCCGUCGCCGUUCACCUUUCCAAGAUUCUGACGUCAGACCAACACUCCGUUGUCAUUUCCUCUGCCAAGGUUCUGUGUGAGACGGUCAAGGACUUUGUGGCCCGGAUCGGGAAAGCCUAUGAAAAAAACACAGAGAGCUCAGAAGAGUCGGACGUCAUGGCAAAGAAGUGUGUGGUUCUCAAGGAGAAACUGGACCUGCUGCUCAAAACGCUCAGCGACGAGUCUCACGCAUCUUCGCUGCUUCCGCCGGCUCCUCCCCCAACCAUCACCGAGGAGCAGGAAGAGGGCGAGGGCUUUGUACUUCCCCUCCUCCGUCCUCAGAACCGGACGUCGCCCGACUCCACCCCUUGCUCCCCCCGACCCGGCACCUCUGCAGCGGCCAUCUUUAAACCCAGAGAGCAGCUGAUGCUGCGCGCCAACAGCCUGAAGAAAGCCAUCCGCCAGAUCAUUGAACACACCGAGAAAGCCGUGGAUGAGCAGAACGCACAAACGCAGCCCGUCUUCUCGCUGGACGUCGUCAAGGUGGACGGUCUUGUGGAGGAAGACGAGGACGAAGAAGACAAGGUGUCCCUGCAGUCAUAUGGCGCCAAACUCUGCAGCACUCGCAGAGCCAGUAAGACGCCAUGUGAGAGGCUGAUGAGUAAAGGCAGCCUGUCAUUGGGCAGCUCCACAUCACUUGCUGUUCACACAGGAAGAGGAGACAACAUGCCAAUGCUCAACACCAAGAUCCUCUAUCCUGCCCUCAGAACAGGUGUGUCAGCUUCUCUGUCAAGUGGUUCUGUCAUCAGUCGCCUGCUCGUCAACGCUGAGUCAUUCACAUCAUGUGACCCUGACAACAUGGAAUGCUACACUGAGAAGUGUGUGAUGAACAACUACUUUGGGAUUGGACUGGAUGCUAAAAUUUCUCUGGACUUCAACAACAAGAGAGAUGAACAUCCUGAGAAGUGCAGGAGUCGCACAAAGAACAUGAUGUGGUAUGGAGUUCUGGGAACCAAAGAGUUGCUGCACAGAACCUACAAGAACCUAGAGCAGAAAGUUCUGCUGGAGUGUGACGGGCGGCCCAUCCCUCUUCCCAGCCUACAGGGCAUCGCUGUGUUGAACAUCCCAAGUUACGCUGGAGGAACAAAUUUCUGGGGUGGAACCAAAGAGGACGAUACGUUCACCGCUCCAUCUUUUGAUGACAAAAUUCUGGAAGUGGUGGCUGUGUUUGGCAGCAUGCAGAUGGCCGUGUCCAGAGUCAUUAACCUGCAACACCACCGCAUUGCACAGUGUCGCACAGUCAAGAUCACGAUCCUGGGGGAUGAGGGCGUUCCCGUCCAGGUGGAUGGUGAGGCCUGGAUUCAACCUCCAGGUUACAUCAAGAUCCUCCACAAGAACCGGACCCAGACUUUAACCAGGGACCGUGCGUUCGAGAGCACAUUGAAGUCAUGGGAAGACAAACAGAAGUGCGAGUUUCCUCGUGGUCCCUCUUGUCCUGUGGCCCCACCCCCUCUCAGCAGCCAUCCAGAAAUAGUUUCCGAAGAAGAGGCCUCAUUCGUGAGAGAGUUUGCUCGGGCCGCUGGAGUCCUCAUCCGCAGUAUCUGUCAGCUCGCUCAAAGUCACCACAGUCUGGAACAAGAACUUGCUCAUGCUGUAAAUGCCAGUUCCAAGUCCAUGGACAUGGUCUAUGUUGAGUCCGGAAGCAUUGGGACACUGAGCUGUGGCACCGUGGUCCGAAUGGUUAAAGACGUCAAAGCGCUACUCAGCGAGACAGAGCUGCUCCUUGCUGGAAAGAUGUCCAUGGUGUUGGACCCACCUCAGCAAGACCAGUUGAACUCUGCAUUGAGUUUGGUUGAUCAGCAGCUUCGUCGACUGGUUGACGUUUCAUGGUUGAGCGUCGUCAUCGACCCAUCUGACCAUGAGGGUCCCCUCACAGACUUGGCGAAGCCCAGUAGGAGUGCAAAGUUCCGCCUGGUUCCGAAGUUUAAAAAGGACAAAAACAACAGAAAUAAAGAGACUUUUGGGUCUCUCUCCCUGCCAGAUGACUUCCUCUUGGCAUCAGUUCACCAGUGGGGGACGGAGGAGGUCGGGGCGUGGCUAGACUUUCUCUGUCUCUCCGAGUAUAAGGACAUCUUUAUCGGUCACGACGUCCGAGGAAGCGAGCUGGUCCACCUGGAGAGGCGGGACCUGAAGGACCUGGGGGUGACCAAGGUGGGUCACAUGAAGAGAAUCCUUCAGGGCAUUCGAGAGCUCAGCAGGAACAGCAGCGCCAGCGAGGCCUAAGUUCCGCCUCCAGCAACUGCUGCCUGCUCUUCUCUACUUGCUGCUACUGCCAACCAGCUUAACCCCGUGACCUCUGUGAUUGGCUCACACACAAGCGCCUGAGAAAAAAAAAUCUGUCAUGUGACCAGCGAGUGCCUUGUUGUCCUGUCCAAUGACCAAUCAGCACCCAGCGCAUCGCCUGGGAGGCGGAGCCAAUCUUUCACAUCACCUGAGACGUGACAUCACAUCUUAAAAUGAAAGUUUGAAUAUUUUAACAUUUCUGUCUUAAACACACAGACAUGCAUAUCAAUCAAAAACUUGCUGUCCAGUCCCUCAGCUCUUUUUAUCAAUUUAUUUAUUUUCACAAAGGUCAUUUCUAUGUAAGACAGCUGUUUGCUGACAAGGAACUUACCCAAUUAUUUAUAUUUUAUUUUUCACACACAAAGACAUUUUGGGCCUUUUGAAGUUGUUUGUAAGAUAAUCAGUAAUUAAAAAAACAAGCAUUUCAUGACCAGAAGAGAACUGAACUACAAAAAAAACAAAAAAGAAAACACAUUUUAUUUUUCUGUCUAGUGCAUAUGUGGCAAUAAAUAUAAUUUGAAAAAAAAAUUUUUUUUUAAAAAAAGGUCGUGGUGUUUCACUUUUUUUCUUACUUUAACAGGAGCCCCCAAACACUGCUUAUGAAAGUUUUCAGCAGUACCGUUCCAUGGGUGGGGCCAAACCGGGAGUGAUAAAAAAAAAAAAAAGUAAAUAUUUUGAAGAGAUUUGUAAAUUACUACAGGUGGUCCUCGGGUUACAUACAAGCUCCAUUCCUAGGCUGUGAUGUAAAUCAGAUCUUACACCUAAAUAUGGAUGUCCCGAUCAACUUUUUUUUGGCUUCCGAUCUGAGUUUGGUUUUUUUUUGCCGAUCCCGAUCCUUUUUGAAUAUGAAUUGAAUAUGGUUAGGAAAAUAGCUUUUCAAAGCAUUGAAAAUAAUGCAAAUAUUGCCGAAUUGACUUUGUUACGCAGUAUGACCAACAAUAUUUUUUGGCUUUGCAACAAACCUCUGAGUCAGCUCCUGAAUACAAUAAAAAUCCAUUCAAUGAAAAAUAAAAUUGGGAAAAAUGGGUGUGCAAAACUACUCAUUUGACAUGGUUAUAGAUCAAUUUGUGGUGUGAUUUAGAAUAUGACAUUUUUUUUGUGACGUCCUUAUUUUGUACCCCCACAGGAUGUGCUGUUAUUUUGACGGUCGGAAGUGUGUGUUGAGGUCACUUGACACGAGUCAGUGGAGAGACAAGUGGGCUAAGAAUAACUUGCCUCCUGCAGCUCCGGGUCCUGUCCUUUCACUCUGCACUCCCAUAACAUUAGUGGGAAUCCUUACCCCCUCAGUUACACUCUCUUCAACGCAACAGUAAUUUAUUGACGGUCCAUAGUAUAAACAACCAGCAGUUACAGCAGCACUUCCCGUACAACCUCCCUGCACACACACACACACACACACACACACACAGCAGUGCGGGCACAGUGAGGGGGAAUUACUGCUGUAGCUACAGAGCCGAAUAUCAAACGUCCAAAGUGAAACUAGCAUCACCAAGGUACGCCGCGGACAUGUCUUCAUGGUGGUGUUGCAUUUUCUUCUUCUUGAGGGUGGCGGGAGUAAACCUUUAGUAUCAUUUAAGUAUCUCUUUGUUGGGCCAAGUGUCCUGGUUUUCAGUAGUGUUUUCCGACAGUAUCCUGUUUUGCUUUUUGCAGUAUAGAGAUUGUUGCCCGACCACCUCCUCGUCAUCCUUACAGUGGCCAGAUAGACGUAAAAAUACCAUCUUUAUCCUUCAUUGCGGUUACGAGUGUAUUCCUAGUGUAUUCUUCCGUGGUGCACUGCGCUGUAACUACCUCUUGAGCGAGUCCAGCGUUUAUAGGCCGAAGUUACAUUUUUUUAUUCAUUUAUGGGAAAGUGUACAUAGCCACGAAACUAGAGGACUCACCUGUACAUCAAAUUAAACAUGAUAUAAAAAUACAUUUUUCACUCUGACAUCACAUUGGGACUAAAGUUGGGCACUUGUGAUCACCCGCAACUGCCAGCAGCAGUUGCAAAAAUAAAGUUUACAAGAUUUCUCACUGGGGAUGCUGAAAAAAAUGACUUCUACUCAGAAUAAUACUCAGGGGAGACAAGAACACAACAGCAGUUUAACUUAAAGUAUGGCAGUCCGCGUCACUUCUGAUUGGGGGUCAAGUCACAUACUGUACCCUGCCCACUAACCCUACUUUUCGCCCACCUUGUAUAAGCAUGGCCAUGUAACUAGCAACUUAAGCUGACAGAUAACUGGAACAGAUUUCAAAAGCAGGAAAAAAGUGGCCUAAAUUACAUAAUUGCUUUUUAUUUUAAAAAAAAAAAAAAAAAAAAAAAAGG